AUGGCUGUCGUCAAAGGCGAGCAGCAGCCACCGCUGCACAUCCUCUUCUUUCCGUUCCUCGCCCCCGGCCACCUCAUACCGAUCGCCGACAUGGCCGCGCUCUUCGCCGCCCGCGGCAUCAGGUGCACCGUCCUCACCACGCCCGUCAACGCUGCCAUCAUCCGCUCCACCGUCGACCGUGCCAACGACGCAUUCCGUGGCGCCGACUACCCGGCGAUUAACAUAUCCAUCGUUCCUUUCCCUGACAUCGGGGGCCUCCCGCCGGGCGUCGAGAACGGCAUGGCCCUUACGUCCGACGUCGACCGCGAAAGGUUCUUCGAAGCGGCGCAGCUGCUCCGCGAGCCCUUCGAGCGGUUCUUGGCCGACAACCGCCCCGACGCCGUGGUGUCCGACAGCUUUUGGCACUGGUCCGCGGACGCCGCCGCGGAGCACGGCGUCCCGCGCCUCGCGUUCCUCGGCACCAGCAUGCUGGCGCGGUCCUGCACCGAAAGCAUGCUGCGCAACAACCCGCUGGAGACCGUCCCCGACGACCCCGAUGCUCUCGUUCUGCUACCGGGGCUGCCGCACCGCGUCCAGCUGAGGCGGAGUCAAAUGAUGAUCGACCCCGCGAAGCGGCCUGACCACUGGGCGCUGUUCCAGAGCAUCAACGCCGCGGACCAGCGGAGCUUCGGCGAGGUGUUCAAUAGCUUCCACGAGCUGGAGCCGGACUACGUCGAGCACUACCACAGGACGCUCGGCCGCCGAGCAUGGCUCGUCGGGCCGGUCGCGCUCGCAAGCAAGGACAUGGCUGGGAGGGGCACGGACGCGCUCUCGCCGGACGCGAACAGCUGCCUACGGUGGCUGGACACGAAGCCCGCCGGCUCGGUGGUGUACGUCUCCUUCGGCACGCUGACCACUUCCUCGCCGGCGGAGAUGCACCAGCUCGCCCGCGGCCUCGCGCUCUCAGGCGUGGAUUUCGUGUGGGUGAUCGGCGCCGCAGGCCAAGCCCUAGACACUUCAGAGUGGAUGCCUGAAGGCUUCGCCGACCUGAUGGCGCGCGGCCGCCGAGGGUUCAUCAUCAGAGGUUGGGCGCCGCAGUUGCUCAUCCUAGACCACUCUGCCGUCGGUGGGUUCUUGACGCACUGUGGCUGGAACUCGACGCUCGAGGCCGUGAGCGCCGGUGUGCCGAUGGUCACGUGGCCGCGGUAUGCAGAUCAGCUCCACAACGAGCAGCUCGUAGUGGAGGUGCUUGGAGUGGGUGUCAGCAUCACCGGUGGCAAGGACUACGCGUCUUCUGGGGAGGUGCUGGGGGAGGCGAUCGCCGAAUCCAUUGUUAGAUUGAUGGGCAACAGCGAGGAGGGCGACGCGGUACGAGAGAAGGCCAAGGACCUCGGCAUGAAGUCAAGGUGCGCGGUGGAGAACGGUGGAUCUUCGUACAAUGACGUGGGCAGUCUGAUGGACAAGUUGAUGGCCCGUAGGACCUCGUAUAGGAGCGCCAUGAAGGAUGGAGAAGGCAUCCGGCCAACUGAUUGA
This is a messenger RNA of Triticum turgidum subsp. durum (durum wheat), 1512 nucleotides long. The record is from the annotation of a GenBank genome assembly. NCBI's taxonomy places the organism in Eukaryota, Viridiplantae, Streptophyta, Magnoliopsida, Poales, Poaceae.